Ostreococcus lucimarinus CCE9901 is the source of this 1020-nucleotide messenger RNA. It is a transcript of the gene Hcs, whose product is annotated as biotin holocarboxylase synthetase-like protein. The coding region runs from base 1 to 1020 and encodes 339 amino acids. The record is from RefSeq and is a predicted model, not a curated record. Gene Ontology annotation, molecular function: biotin--[biotin carboxyl-carrier protein] ligase activity. Gene Ontology annotation, cellular component: cytoplasm. The transcript is spliced from 13 exons. Lineage: Eukaryota; Viridiplantae; Chlorophyta; Mamiellophyceae; Mamiellales; Bathycoccaceae. Gene Ontology annotation, biological process: protein modification process.
AUGCAUGCGGUGGAGCUGUGCGUUCGGAAUCCUUCGAUGCUCCCAAAGGUGAAAGAGCGGCUUGGUCAAAAGCCAAUCGCCGCGAGUCGAGUACGUGUGCUCGAGAGCCCAUCAAAUCUAGCAGGCACUUUCAACGAGUUAGAAUUCUUUUCCAAGCUUCAAACUCGACACCUUGGGGCUAUUUUGCUGCGAUCGGGAAAGUUGGGUAGCACGAGCGACUUUUUGCUCAAGGAGUUUGAGUCUUUCCCGUCUGGGACUGUAUGCGUCAGUGAUGAGCAGACUGCGGGCCAAGGUCGAGGCACAAAUGUCUGGCAGUCACCGUACGGUUGCUUGACGUUUUCCUUUACAUGUGAAACUAGUUUGGCUGCUGCCGAAAUCCCUCUUCUACAGUACAUAUCGACAUUAGCGGUCGUUAAGGCGAUUGAGGAGUCUUGUACUGCUGCUGGUUGCUCACAGUACAAGUCGCUGGGUAUACGGAUCAAGUGGCCAAAUGAUAUUUAUUAUAAGUUGAACAAGAUUGGUGGUGUUCUAUGCAAAGCCAUUUAUCGUGAAAAUUCCUUCAGCGUAGUGAUAGGUAUCGGCCUCAAUCUUGACAACUCUUCGCCUAGUGUGUGCCUUAACAGCCUGAUUAAUGAGAACGCUCUAUUCUUCUCGACUUUUGAUGGCACAAAGCGUGGGGGUGUUCAAGAACCAUCCACUGAGAAGUUCAGCGUAAAAUUGAAGAGAGAGGCGCUCGUUCCUAAAAUUCUGGCUCACUUUGAAAGUCUACAUGACAAAUUGCAAAGAAACGGUUUCUGCGCCAUACGGGCAGAAUACACGGCUCACUGGCUACACGAUGAAGCACAACUUUCGAUUUUUAACUCAGAUUCUUCGGGCGCGAUGAUUUCGGUCACUGUCACUGGUCUCACAGAUGCAGGUUUUCUGUUUGCAGUCGAUCGUCAGGGAAACACGUUCGAACUCCAUCCAGAUGGUAAUAGUUUAGAUAUCCUUACAGGGAUGAUUGGGAAAAAACUCUCUUAG